AUGUCGCGAUGGCCGUUGAUUCUCGCCUUGGGGGCGCUGGCAACGAUGGCCGCGUGCCUUCUUUGGCCAGGCACAGAUGCCUUGGACUUAUCGCUGCUGCCGCCGGCAACUGCCAGACUCCAGGCGGCACGCGAUCAGGAUGCCAGAGAAUCACAGGCAUUGCGGGCACGCGUCACGCAACUGGAGGAGCAGCUGCGAAGUACACAAGCAGACCUUGCAAGUGCUGUGGCAGACCGCGAGGCCUCGCGCAAGGAGUCCGACUUGGAGAAUCGCUCCCAGGUGGUGCCUGCUGAGCCUUCCGAGCCUGCUGCGCCUUCCGCGCCUGCUGUGCCUGAGCCUGCUGUGCCUACGACGACUCCUGUGGCUGAGACGGCUGCAACCGCGGCGCCAGCGCCAGCGGCGGAGCCCGCGAUGCCGAGCAAGCUGGCGGCGAUCGCCGCGCUACCCCCACUGCUGCGGAGGAAGCUGAUGUUCAUCCACAUCACCAAGACAGGGGGCACCGCCAUCGAAGACUGGGCAAAGAGCAAGGGCAUCUUCUGGGGCAGGUUCCACAAGCAGUACGCCGCUGUGGGCCGGGCCGGCAGUCCUUGGCACCAUCCCUUUCCUCUUCUUCCAGCCAAACUGCGAGAGCAGUACGAUUGGUUCAUGGUGGUGCGGCACCCAGUGGACCGGGUGAUGUCGGAGUACUACUGCCCCUGGACGGGGACCAAAAGCCCGGAGAGGGACACUGAGCAUGACCUGAACCUCUUCGUGCAGAAGUCUUUGGAUGGGCGGCGCCCGCUGCAGCCGGGCAGUUUCCAGCCCAUGUCGGACUACCUGGACCCGAGCUCCGUGCAGCACAUCUUGCACUUCGAGAGCCUCAACCUGGAGUUGCCCAGGCUGCUGGCAGCUUAUGGCAUCGAGUUCGACGGUAUGCCGCACACAAACAAGGCGAAGGGCACCAAGUUCAGCACCAAGAACUUGUGGGUGUCCACCCUGGAGCAGAUCCGCCGACACUACGCCCAGGACUUCGCCAACUUCAACUACUCCAUGGCCAAGUUCCUGAAGUAUACCGGGCGCAUGAUCUACCGCGGCCUUUGCGAGGUGGACGCCGUGAAUGCAGAUGGAUGCACCGUCUCCCUUUGCGGUGACGCCACGGGGAACUUCAUUUGCUAUCCCAUCAGCGAGAAGCUUCGCAGGGAUGGCCGUUUUCAUUGCAACUGGGGCCUGUGCGUGCUGAGGCGCCUGCCGGAGGGUGAGGAGAGUUGGACGGCAGAGGCGAAGCUCGAGGACAUUCGGGAGGAGCUGAAGGCUAUGGGUGGCAACACCUUCGCUGGACUGACUCCUUUGCAGAUGGCGGAGCGGACAGAGAAGAUCAUCGGGUGGUGCCUCUUUGACCGCGACCCUCUGGAGUCCUUCGACUUUUCCAAUGUGACCCUUCUGGGGGAUGCGGCGCAUCCCUUGCUUCCAUAUGGCAGCCAGGGCGCGACGCAGGCCAUCAUGGACGCAGAGGCCUUGGGCGUGUGCUACCAGAACGCUAUGGCCAAGAAAACAGGCAUCCGUGGCUGCGUCAAGGAGUAUUCCGACCUGCGCUGCGAGGUGAGCGGCAAGGUGGUGUUGGCCAACCGGGAGAUGGGCUCCACCGCGGUGCUGCGGGUGACCGCCACGGAGACUGAGGGAAUGGACCUGGAGACCAAGCGCCGGUGGUGCGCGGAGCACGGCAAGAAGCUCCACGACGAGGUGAUACAGAAAUACCGGGCCGCGAUGCCGAAGAGCGUCCGCCCCAAAGCCGACUAG
Messenger RNA from Effrenium voratum, 1776 nucleotides. The record is from the annotation of a GenBank genome assembly. NCBI's taxonomy places the organism in Eukaryota, Dinophyceae, Suessiales, Symbiodiniaceae.